UACAACUGAAUUAAUUUGUACAGUCACGGUUUCUUAAAAGCAUGAAACUCAAAUCUUGUUCGCGGAUCGAAAAAUUUAGGGAAAAUCGAAAUAACGCUAGAUAAUUUCAUCAAGGCGGAAAUUUUCUACAUGAUAAAAAACUGAGAAUAAUCUUAUUAAAUCCUUUCUUAUCGCUUGCAGAAACAUUCGUAUACCAAGCACACGAUCUUUCGAAUAACAAAGAGUUUUUAGAACUCUGUUUCAGUUAUGCCAGGUGAUGAGACAAAACGUGAUUUUGAAGAGGAAAAUUGGAAAAGGAAAUAAAAAAAGAAAUAAAUCACUUAACUGAAAGACGUGAACUUCAAACUUUAUUUUCGAUUAUUAUUAUUUUUUUCUUUACAUUUGAAUUCCAUUUCCCUACCAGUAACAUGCUUGACAAACAUUUGGUUCGAACAACUGCUGUUGCAGUUACUGUUUUUUGUGCUUUAGAAUUGUUUUCACGGACAGUUGAAAAUUGGACAGUAUUUUACUCAACGGUCGGUAAAAUAGUAAUCUGUGCAUUUAUUAGUGGAUUUUUAUUGGACUUAAUUGGAUACAAGAUUCUGAAAACUACGAUAGAUACCAAAAAUAAAGCCGUUUUUAUAACAGGAUGUGACAGUGGAAUAGGAUACAGUCUAGCAAAGCGACUUGAUUUGCGAGGUUAUGAUGUCUUUGCGGGAUGCUUAUCGCCUUCAAAAGGAGGUGGACUGGAAUUAACAGAAACAUGCUCACAUCGUUUACGAACAAUUCAGGUAGAUAUAACAAAAAACGAGAGUAUACUGGAAGCCAAAGACUUCAUUCGAAAUAAUCUUGGAGAAUCAGAGCUAUGGGCUGUUGUAAAUAAUGCUGGCAUAUACAGGGGUUUUACAGUCGAGCUCUGCACUUUGGACCAUUUCAAAGAUGUAUUCGAUGUGAAUGUGAUGGGAACUGUCAGAGUGACCAAAGCAUUCUUGCCGUUGUUAAGGCAGUCAAAGGGAAGAUUGGUCAACAUAAACAGCAUAGCAGGAAGGUUCAGUGCUCUAUAUAUGACGGCGUACACUAUGACUAAACAUGCAACCGUUGCUUUGACUGAAUGUCUUCAACAGGAAAUGUUAAAGCCUGGUGUUAAAGUCAUUUCUGUAGAACCAGAACUUUUUCAAACAUCGAUUGCAACAGAAGAUUUGAUUCACAAUCUCAUGAAAGAAUCAGUAGAUAAUCUUGACGAUGAUUUAAAAGGUAUAUACAAUGAGAAACGUGUAAAACAAUUGAAACGCAUUUCAAAAUUAAUUUUUGAAAUGCAUUCUUCACGAAAUAUUAGCAUUGUUAUUGAUGAAAUAGAAAGAGCAAUAAGCGCUGUUCAUCCAGACUCUGUAUACACACCAUGCAGGAAUUGGAUCACAAAACUGAUGCUAUAUACAGGGCGAUUCUUGCCGGCCAGUGCUUCACUCGGUGUUCAGAAGUUGUCAUGGAAACUACUGGGAAAAUAUGCAGGCUCCAUUUGAUAAGAGUGUAGAUAGAUAUUUCUUGAAAUUAGACAAAUCUAUUGCAGUUUCCUGAUAUAAGUUUAUCUCUGCACAUGAUGCACCCGCUUGUUAUUGUUAUACAACAUGAGGCAAACAGCUAAACAAUAUAAGAAACCUUUUUGUUUUAGCUGAACUAAAAAAUUGCACUUUUGGAAAAUUUACAUUCAGCAAUCAAUUCGGCCUUAGCAUUGACUUUAAUAUUUCUUUUUUAAAAGAGAAAAGUUUUAGCUGAUUGUGUUACUAAUAUGUAAUUUUAUGUCAUUUAUCUUGUUCUUCAAUAAAGAAUUAUGUGACAAGGAAACUUCUAAUAAUGCAGAGAAGAGGUAAAUAUUAAAUUUAUAGUAUUCUCAA
Parasteatoda tepidariorum (common house spider) is the source of this 1871-nucleotide messenger RNA. Its product is annotated as 17-beta-hydroxysteroid dehydrogenase type 6. Gene Ontology annotation, cellular component: intracellular membrane-bounded organelle. Lineage: Eukaryota; Metazoa; Arthropoda; Arachnida; Araneae; Theridiidae. Gene Ontology annotation, biological process: steroid metabolic process. The record is from RefSeq and is a predicted model, not a curated record. Gene Ontology annotation, molecular function: oxidoreductase activity.